AGUGGAAUAGACCGCUGUGUGCGCACUGCUGAUUCUGCUGACACGCUCUGCCUUCUCGUCCCCUACCUGAUGUUUCUGCAGGAGAAAGAGCUGCCUGUGCUUGAGGUCUCAGCAGUCUGGCGUUGUGGAUGGUUUGUCUACCUCUAAUCCAAACCAAAAGAGAUUCUGUUGGCUCAGAGCCUGUGAAUGAGAGCCUAAAGCAAGCCGAGUAAAGGUGCACACACAGAGUUGAUUAAAAUGGGGGCUUUGAUCCCGAUGCUCCUUUCUGGAAUAUGGCAGCUAUUUCUGUGGCCAUGCCGGAUGUGAAAGCCCCACAAUGUGAGUACUCCCCAGCAGGCUCUCCUGCAGGCUGCAGCAUGGAUUUGUCCAUGGACCUGUCCGUCCUCAGCUCCCCACUGUCUGCUUUCCCUCAUCAUGGCGUGCCCCCCUUCCCUGCCCAGGAUGUAGCUCCGGGCCACUGCAACAACAACAAUGGCCUGCUCAGCAACCUGGGGGUCUACUGCUCCACCAGCAGUAUGCAUCCCCUUAAACAGCCUGAUGGCCAGUCUGGCUAUGUGGCGAUGUGCUUCCCACAGGGCUGCGUGAACACCGGCGGCACCCGGCUUUACCGCAGCCUGGAAAACCUGCACUGGGCUGCCAUGUCCGAUCCCAAUGCGUAUCCUUACAGGAGCGUGGACAGUGAGCUUAUACUUCACUGCACUUCAACCAGCCACUGGUACGACGGACCUCCUCAGGGACCGCAGGUUUACGGCUUAAUGCCUUCCCAUGAAGGCAUGGCAAUCUACGGCCGCCAAGGAGUGGUGAGGAAGGAUAUACCGCUCUUCCCACAAUGGCUUUUACCUGCGGUUGAGGACUGGGGCAUGAACGGAAAUGCUCGGAAGGGUCUUCGAGACAAGCUGCGGCUCCAGAGCACACGUGUGACGGAGCCUCACAAGCCCUUACGUCCUCAACCUGUGCUUGGUAAUGCACCUUCUCCGCUGUAUCCGUGCGAUCAGGACGUAGCGGUUCGGCCAUCAUUGCACAGGAAUGUACAGCAAGAGUUGAGUGCCCGUCGCAUCACCAGUCCCGAGGAGAUCAAACAGGAAGCACUCCGACGACUGCAGCUCCGAAGGCAACGAAGCACCCCUAACUUGACACUGAACUCUAGACAGGAGUCUAGUACCAUGAGUAAAGCUCAUACGGCAGAUCCCAUCUGCACUAACUCUGCCCAGUCGACCCCUGAGAGGAAAAGACCCCCGAUAGGCCGCCUGCACAUACCUACAUUUGAGGAGUUUAAAAGAAUGAGACAAAAGGAGGGCAUUAAAAACCACAGGUUCUCUGAAAUGGAGAGUAACGACAAGCAUAGAGAGGAAAGAAUACAGACAGAGGAAACGCAAAGUGCUGAAAGGACUGACAUUGAAGUCAACACAGCUCAGGAUUCGAACCACAGCGGAGCAGAGACGUCUGAGCCCAGUUCCACCGCAGAGGUCCCAGGAGGACCCAUCUGCACAGGCCCAGUUGCUCGCUCUCCAUUACACCCUCAAGCUGCUACAGGAAGAGGCAAGGAGACAAAGGGCCCAGAAGGCCCUGGGGCCACAGAUGUAGCUGUUCUUCCCUUCCCACCCCGCAGGGAGAGUGGCGAUGGCCCAUCCAGCUGCUGCCCGGCAAUCCUUCUGGACGGAUCUGACCUUUCCAGCUAUGGAGCCAAAAUCUACAAAAUGAGGGAUGGCUUCCUGGGAUCCGCCCUGGACCUUAUUAAAAAAAGCUGCAGUGCAGAGAUUGCAGCCGAGUCUCCCAUCCGAUUGUCGCGUGAGCAGAAUGACGUCACUGACAUCACCGCUCCCCAGCCCAGCCAUCAGUCUGCCCACGUUGCCAUGACAACGUCGGCCUGUGGAGAGGAGGCUUGCACCAAGCCCGUGGGACAACGGGGGAAAGCAGCAACAGAAUGCCAGGUUUCUGGGGCGGGCUGCAGACGCUCCAGCUCGGACGCGGCCUAUGAGCUGGCUGAGUCAGUGAGGGCCCAGCGUGAGUGCCGCCUGCGUCCCCACUACAGCGACCCCAUGCCUGCAGACGCCACCAAGCGUAAGCAGCUAGAGAUGAAGAUCGCCGCCGCGGCACGUUUGCACAUUCACCGCAGAGACAGGGACAGUGGUAAGACUCUUUCAGCUGCACUAAGCUUUGCUCACAGUUCUUGCUUGCCAGGCACAGCAAGGGGCCGCUCGGAGCCCAGAGGUGAGGAGAGGAGCAGGGGCCUGGGUGUGAGGCGCUCAGCACAGCACCGCUGGAGUACCAUCAGCAGCCUGAGCGCAGACAGCGGUGUCGUAGGCUUGAGCGAUGAGCGUGAAGAUGAGGAAGAGCCCCGUCGCACCCGCCACAGUGCCGGAGCCGAGGUAGAACGUGUGGACAGUGGCAUCGGCCCUGGACUGGCUCGGGGCUGGAGGAGACCCUCGCCGUCCCUCAGGGCCUGGGACGCUCAGCAGCCCUGUCCCGACUGUGGACACAAAGAGGGGGUCCGCGAGGAAGGCAUGUGUGAACGCUGCUCCAAGCUACGCACAGAGCGCAAAGAGGCCAUCCUAGAGUUUCUCAACACUGAGUCGAGUUAUGGAGAGGACCUGCGCAUCAUCAAGGAAGAGUUUUACUGCCCCAUGCAGAGUGCAGGGCUGCUCACAGCAGAGCAGCUGGCCGUGGUCUUCAGCAACGUUCAAGAGCUCAUUGAUGUCAAUGACAGGUUCACAGAGCACCUGCAGGACAGUAUUGAUCAGGCUUUUGAUCAGGGCGAUGAGGACCUGCAGACUGUGUGCAUUGGAGAAAUCUUCUUGGAGUUUGUCAACAUGCUUCCAGCGUUUCAGACCUACUGCCUGCAGCAGUCCACAUCUGUGAACAUGCUCAACACACUGGAGAAAGAAAAAGAGCUUCUUAGGAUAUUCCUCGACGUGUCCCAGAAUGACAACACAGCACUCAGGCGCAUGAACCUGCGCUCCUUCCUCAUGGCACCGCUUCAGCGUGUGACCAAGUACCCAUUACUGCUAAGUCGCAUCAGCAAGGUCACCAACGAAUGUCACCCAGACUACUCCCGCUUAAAAGAGGCCAAGAGCCGCGUGGAGUCCCAUCUAGAGCACAUCAACAUGAAGACCAAACAGGAGGGGACCGCCACAUGGUCCUUGCGCUCUUUCCGGCGCGACAGUCGCAAGAACCGAGAAGUCAUCAACAUUGAGAUGAGAGAGCUGUCGAUGAAGACGGUGGGCUGGACGCGAGAGAGCACGCGCUUCAUCAUGGAGGGGCCACUCCAAUUGGCGCAGCCCGCCGAUGGCCAGUGGCUUAAGAAGGGAAGCAAAUCCCUCAAAUUCCAGAACGUUCAGAGUUUACUCAUGGUACGCACCCUGCGCAAUGUAGACACGGUGACUGAAGGGAGUCUGGAAACCUCGGAGACGGUGCAGGACGGUGUACUGGUGCUCAUCAAGGACAAGAGCAGCGGGAAGUUCACUGUGUUACGGGAGCCAAUCCAUCUGGCGAACUGCGUGGUGUCCGCCGACGCCGACUGUGAAGACACCUUCGAGGUGUUGGACAUCCGACGCGAGGCCUUCGUUUUCCGUGCCUCCGACAAACCUCGCACUCAGCAGUGGUUUCGUCAGAUCAAGAGAUACGCUUGUGAUUUGGGAUCCUGGAGAAAGAGACGCAACGCUCUCCCAAAUAUCAUGAUUAACACAACCCAGAGCCGGUCCUGAGACUGAGCCCUUAGCAACACAUCCCUCAUCCCUUCCCAGCAUAACUCUGAUGUAAAUAAUAAUUUUAAAAAAAAUCAAUAUUUUGUUGAGCAAACAGUAUUUGUGUGGGGGAACCGUAUCCAAGUAGAUGUUUCUCCACCACUGGACUAUUAAAUUGCAAGGUUUUACUGUGAUUUGACUGAAUAUUAAUAUAGACUGCAAGAGGGCACUUUGUAUGAGUGGAAAGGAAGUAAAUGACAUUUGGGAAGAGGAAAAAUCCACUGUCAAGCAAAAAGUAAUGCCCUUUGGCAUACCAAAAUGAGGGCCUUAUUAGGCGCCUCACUGCUGCACUUGUAAAACACUGAUUGUACGACCAGUUUUCUACUGAGAAGAAAUGUUCUCAGUUGUGAAGAGGUAUUUGUGAUAAGCAUGAGGGAACAUGUUUGUGAUUGGAUGGACUUUAUGUGGACUUUUUAGUAUGCACAAGAGAGUGGAAACCUGUGUUUGUGUGAAGACUGAGGUAAUGCUGAUUUGUUUUCAGAUCAUUGUAAUUCGCUCUUCCCCUCUCUCUCUUCCAUUAGCAUCUUUCCCCACUGCCAUUCAGGAGCAGUUUUCAUUUUUGUAUCACUGUGCUGGUUUACAAAACAGCAAUAAUCUUUAUUGUAUUAUGUAGCAGCAGUCGAGCUGUUUUUAUUCACAGGUACCCAUAUUCUUGUGAUCGGUGAUGUAACAAACAUUUUUUGGUAUGUUUUCUCCACAGUCUAAUGAGGGUGUAGCAUCAAGUAUUAUUAUCAUUGCCACAUUAAUGGUUGUGCUGAAACCAUCUGUGGCUAUACACCAGAUCUUCAAAUAGAAAAAAUGUCAAUUGGAUGUUUCCCCCCAAAAUGAUGUAGCUUAUAAUUACAAUUUUGGUUUUCUUUGUGAUCUCCGAGGGGGAGAAAAUAUGUGCCUUUGUUUCUUUGAUACUGAAUGAGUCCUUAGUACUAUUUUGUUCAAGUUUUUCCGCUCCUUUUACACACGAAUCAGGCCUUAUGUCAAAUUGAGAAACAGAUGUAUAAUUUUUCAGUAGCUGCUAUUAUAUUCUGACUUCCCAUUGAUAUACAGACUGUGCUUUACGACAACUCAUUAAAUGUUUUUGUUUGAUGCACUUUAAUAUGAAGGUCCUAAAACUGGAGCGAGGACGUUGUUCUGCAGUUUACAAAGCUUUAUUGUACUUUGUUUUAAAGAUUGUUUUAGCUUUAAGAGAAAAAGAACCACAGUUGACUUCAGCAAUAGCAAUCAAUCACAGUCAUUCUGGUCUCUCUGUAUGUAUAAACUCAAUACUGAUGGAUAGAAAUUGUCAGUAUCACUGGAUUUAGGUUUCAACAUGAAUAUUUACUGUUUUUACCGAUGGCACUGAUACUGUUAGAAAUAUCAUACUGUAGCUUCCACAUUACACAACGAAAAGAGUUGAACCUGCCAGGACUGAGAGCUGAGACCAGUCAAGCUGAUAAAUACUUUUUUCCGUUCUUAAAAAUCCUAAUUUAAUAUUUUUUUCGGUUGUGUAAAAUAUUGUGAAUUACAAUUAAAAAUGAUGAGUGUCCAUCUCUCUCAACUGACUCCAUAUUUUCUGAGAACAUUAUUCCCAGUGUGAAUCUUUAUUAUAUAACAUUAGUGAACAAGCAAAUGUUUUCCCAGUGAAAAGCGAAAGUCGAAACACCACAUGAACAUUCACAUUUCAAAUGCAAAUACUCAGGAAAGUUAAGAAAUCUCUCUCUGAGAAAUCUGUCUUUGGAGAGAAACAAAGAAUACAAAGCAUUAUUGCAGAGAAUUUCUUUUUAACCAUUUUAAGUAAAAGCCCCCCAAAAACACUGAAAGAGCAGAUCAAACAUGCACCCACAAAGAAGCCACAACAAGAAGAGCAAUGAAAAGAAGUCAAUGCACUAAGAAUCCACAAACAAAAUAGGGAGGAACAUUAAAAGUUGCCAUAAACCUUUACAAAGGAAAACAAAAGCACUGGCAGUUUGUCCUUUGAAAACAUCUGUUUGGAAGGUUUUAGUGUUAUUUUUUCAUGCAACAACAUAAGAGCCAAAACAAAAGGAAAGAAACAUAUGAACCGAAAAGCAGAAGGGAUAAACCAGCGGUCAAAUUUGCACUAAUAAAUCACUUUGAUCUCAAGUACUAAUCCAAAAAUUAACAUUGUAAUUAUUUCCUCAUCCUCAUGUAGUUCCAAACCUGUAUAACUUUCUUCUGUGCAUCACAAAAGAAGAGAUAUUGAAGAUGUUAACAGUGAUUUUUCUCCACAAUUAAAGUCAAUGAGGUUCAAAACAACACUAGAUCUCUGUUGACAUUGUAUGGACAAAAAAUAUUGUGUUCCCAAGAAGAAAGUAAGUCAGACAGGUUUGGAGUGACAUGAGGGUGAGUAAAUAAUAAUUACUGUAUGAACGGUCUUUUUAAUGGAGAAAUACAUGAAAGUAUAAAUAUGUACCAACAGCAAACCAGUGGUUAAGGAAUCCACUAGAUGUUUUAAAGAUUUAAUAUGUAUUACGGCAUGAAACUAAACAUUUUGGCACAGGUUUUCAAAUUUAUCUCCAUGUACACCUUGGCAAGAUACCAUUAACGUGAUUUGAACUGUUACAUUCAACAAAAGUGCUUGCGUACAAAACCCAAUCUAAUAAAUCAAUGAGCAUAGGUGUGUGUAAAAUGUAAUAUUUAUGUAGUUUAACAUCAAGAAAACAUCUUGAUGACUCAACUGGACAUAAAGCCACAAAACAGGCACAGAACUUCGUUUUUUAACAGCAUUUCUAAGUAUCUCUCACCCAAAAAAAAGUUUUUUUCCUUCUUGUUUGACUGCACAAUGAUUCACAAGAGACAUGGCCGAGACAAAAACAUCAACAAUAAUAAAAAAGCAUACAAUCAAA
Messenger RNA from Sinocyclocheilus grahami, 6583 nucleotides. RefSeq lists its product as uncharacterized. Bases 273 to 3704 code for a protein of 1143 amino acids. Lineage: Eukaryota; Metazoa; Chordata; Actinopteri; Cypriniformes; Cyprinidae. Gene Ontology annotation, molecular function: guanyl-nucleotide exchange factor activity. The record is from RefSeq and is a predicted model, not a curated record. The transcript is spliced from 8 exons. Gene Ontology annotation, biological process: positive regulation of Rho protein signal transduction.